CUUUAAAAUAGAUUAUCUUUCGCGCCACGAACGGAAAGUGACAGGUAAAAAUCCAUGUGAAGGUUGACGACAGUGGAGAGUUCCUUAAUUUGUUUAAGUUUCUCAGUAUGGUCGAAAACGAGAAACCUUGGCCCGAACCUGCUCCAGAUUGGCCUUCAGCGAGAAAAACUUGGAAGUUGGCCUGGCCUUUCCACAUUUAUCUUUUUACAGCCCUAAACGUUUUGGUGGUGAUUCGCGGCACGUACGACUUAGUCAAACGAGGAAAAACGCAUUUAAGGAGGAAGGAUCAUCGCUUCUUGAUGAAUUUACUUCUUAUAUUGUUCGGCUUCAGUCGUACAAUGUACCUGCUUUGGAAUCCGUACGAAUCGGAUCCUGAUGUUGCCAAAACAGUUCUGGUAAUCUGUAUCGUCACGUUUGGUAUCGGAACUGCAUGUAUUGUAUCAGCAUUUAGUUUUGUGCUGUUGAUCGUUCUAGAAAGCACACGCAUUUCGCUCGCUCCCAGCAAGUUUCAAAACAGAGGAUUUCUUCUUGGACUUUCCAUCGUCAACAUUCUGUACGUGAUCGUGUCUGAUUUAAUCGUUGCCAAUUUUCACGAAGCUAAAGCUAUGAUAAUAGUUUGUCAAGUCAGUUUUGCUGCCUGGGGAUUUCUGAUUGCGAUAGGGUUUAUUACAGCUGCCGCACGACUUUGGCGCAACUUGAAAGCUUCGCGUCAAACCUCUCAGUACGACCCUGUUCUGGCUGCCGAGAGUAAGAAGGUCAGAAGAUUGGUCAGUUUGCUUUAUUCAUCGUCGUUUUGCGGAGUUUUAACGUUCUCAACCAUUGUUUAUUCAGCCUUUGGCGCAACAGGAGUGAAUAACGAGUCUGGUUUAGUGAGGAGUUGGCCUUGGAUUGCAGUGAAGACAUUAAUGAGAACAUUAGAGGUACUGAUGUGCUUGCUGAUAUACCUAGUCGCUUUGAAAACGAGAACUUCUAAGCCCACGAAAAAUAAUCAGAUCAGCAAUGACUCGACGCUAGAGAGGGUCAACUGCUCGACGCAAACAUUUUGACUGAAGCACCCGAGACCGUGAGUUCGAACAGCUUCUUUCUCAAAGUUAACACUUUGACCACUUCACACGGGACAUGACAUUCAUUCAUACAGGGAGGAAAUGAUUUAAUAGCACUGCGUUUGGAAAGAAAUAACCUUAGGUUAUUCGCCCAUUUAAUUCUUUAUGACCACAAUUAUAUAGUCGUAUAUUCAUGUUUUUCGCUGCUAAUGUUUUUAUUCCAGGCUUGAUUUACAAAUUACGCCGGAACUGGUCUAAUAACAAAGCUUAAUUUUCAAUUGGUGUCGUUUUUUUUUUACUUCGACACAAUUUGCCACAUCAAUUAGCGAAAUAUGUGUAAAGAGCAACUUUUCUUAACCGAAGGCCGCUCUUUUGUCUAUCUACUUUCAGCUAUUAUUUUCUAUUUACUGAUUCAUAUGAAAGGCACUGAAAAGCGUUCAAUUUAACCAUAUACUUGAACAUAUCUUGCUUUGAUUUCUCCGCCUACUUAGAAAGAUAAAGGGAACGUGAACACUAAAUAUCGCUGAAUUGUAAUGGAUAAAAUUGUAAAAUUUAACACCUGCGGAUAAAGUGUAUUUUGGUGUGAGAUGAAAUGUUUAAUAGAGAUAAUAAA
Pocillopora verrucosa is the source of this 1656-nucleotide messenger RNA. RefSeq lists its product as uncharacterized. The record is from RefSeq and is a predicted model, not a curated record. Lineage: Eukaryota; Metazoa; Cnidaria; Anthozoa; Scleractinia; Pocilloporidae.